GCCAUAUAUGUGAUUAAUGUUUAAUCCAAUUAUGAACACGUGUUCUAAAAUAACUGUAAAUUCAAUUUAGUAGAUGUUAUUAUGUAUAAGACAAGACCAUAAAAACUUAAUAGAGUUAGGGAAAAGAAGUAGUUAUUUUAUUUAUGUAUCGUUGUUUGGUCUGUGAAAUUUCGUCAUGAACAUUGAAUUUACUAAAAUCAAGAGCUAACUAUAGUAGUCUUAAAAAUAUGGAUGUCACAGCAGAAAUUAAAGAAGAACUCAGAAACGAUAUAGAUAUAUCAAAUUUAUGUCGAGUUUGCUUAAGUACAAAAAAUUUAGUGCAAAGUUUAGAACCUCAAUUGUCCAAUAUAUAUGAAAAACUAACAGAAUUGAAGAUUGAGUCUGAAGGCAUAUUUCCUCUUUUAAUAUGUGACGAAUGUUUGACAAAACUACAAGAUAUAUCAAAUUUUAUACAAAAAUGCAAAAAUACUUAUAACUAUCUAGAAAAAAUAUUAAAAAAUAGGGAACAAGAUAAUAAUGAAACAGUCAUAGACGAUACAUUCGUGGACAAUGAUGAUGAUUCAGAGGAUAACUUUGAAAUUGAAUCACCCAGAAAAAAGAAUAGACUUAAAAAAUCCUCAUGUGAAACUUGUGGCAAAACAUUUUCAAGAUGUGGAGCAUUGGCAAGGCAUAUGAAAAUACAUCUAAAAAUUAAACCAUUUCAGUGUAAAGGAUGUGACAAAAGCUUCACGCAAAAGUCCACGCUUGAUAGGCAUUUUUUAACCCAUACAGGUGACAAACCUUUCCAAUGUAAUUUAUGUGACAAACACUGUGCCAGAAAAAGUCAGAUAAUCCAACAUAUUAAAAAGCAACAUUCAAAAGUUAAUGCAAAAGAUUAUAGUACUGCAUAUAGUGAGAGAGAUAAAAUGGUGUAUUUUGAUGACAACCAAUCUUCCAAACAAACUAGUACACUAGGUAUAGAUACGGAAGUUAUAAAGGAAGAGGAUGUGAAUGCAAAAAGUGAACCAAUAUUAGAACAAAUCAUAGAUAUAGAAGUACCCAAAAUGAAAAAGAAAAGGAUGGAAUUGUGUUUAUGUAAUCUCUGUGGUAAAGAAUUUAAGAGAAGAGAAUAUUUACGUAACCAUAUGGCGAUACAUAACAACAUCAAACCAUACACAUGUCAAAUUUGUGGUUCUGGGUUCACUCAAAGGCAGGCUUUAAGUAGACAUAAGCUGGUGCACACCAAAGAAAGACCUUACCAAUGUAAUAUCUGUGGAAAGACUUUUACUCGCAAAGAAAAAUUAACAGAUCACAUAAGAUGUCACGAAGAAGGUGUUGAUCCACAUCUUUGUCAGCACUGCGGACGAAGAUUCAAAGACAGAGAAUAUCUUAGAAAACAUUUGAGGUACUACCUUAUGGGUGAUAAAGGACGAUGGAAGAAAGAAGCUAAAAAAUGUUUGUGUCCAGAAUGUGGGAAAGAAGUUCAUUCGGAAGCAUACCUCAAAAUACAUCUCUUAAGUCACAAAGGCGAAAAACCAUUCAAAUGCGAUCAAUGCGAUAAGAAAUUUACAGUUAAUGCAACUCUUCAGCAUCAUCUCAACAUACACAAGGGAGUGAAACCUUUUGCAUGUCCACAAUGCACCAAAGCAUUUAGAACCAAUCAUUCUCUAAAAAUCCAUCAAAUGAUGCAUUCAGGAGUGCGUCCUUAUAAGUGCAAUACCUGUGAUAAAGGUUUUGUUAGAAGUAGUCAUUUAAAGAGACAUAUUCGACUUCACUAAUAAAUAUAUCAUGGAAAUAAUUUAUUGUACAUUUAAAUUAACUAAAGUAAGAUGGUGAAUUUUUCAACUAUUGAUCUCAUCUCAGUAUUAUCAAGAAUAGAGUAUACUAAGCCAAAUACCAUAAUAUCACUAUCACCAGAUUAAUCCUUCAGACGGAACAUCAAUCUCACAUAUGGAUAUGAGAAUUUAGCUUCUUUUUUGUGAACUCAGUCAAUAUUUUAAGGAGUUUAUUUACCUCAUCUUACUUUUUUUAAUAGCACACAAGACAGUGUUCUGACAUAAUAAUUUCCUAUUUGAAAUAAGGCAACAAUGCAGGAAUGUUACCCAGACAGAGAUACAACCUCUUGUGUAAAUUAUCUCCCACUCCUGAUAGGAAUCACUAGGAUCUGUUAAUCAUAUAGUUAAGUGAUACAAAGUUAAGAUUAAUACUCCAAGUUGUACACUGACCGCUCCUAAUGCUAACCAACGUCAUAGUUAAGUGAUUCCAAGUGUCCCUUAGACACUUAGUUACUUUUAUUUUAAAUUGAUGUGACUCUAACGAUCAUAAAUAUCCCGCAUGUUUCUAGUCGUGGAAAAAAGGCUGCCAUUUUCAUUUGCGAUCAGAAAUACCGUUUGCUGAUGAUGCUGUUUUAUGAUGAACUAACUUUUAUCUAGCGGUUUACGGACUUAAACGUCGUAUACCAAAUCGAUGGUGUUUUAUGUAUCUCUGUAUACAACAAUAAUAUCAAUCUCAAUAGACUGAUUUAGUCAUGUUAGAAAACUAACUAAUAAAACAGGACCCUCAUUGUUUUGAAUAGAGUCACUGUAAUCCAGCCAGAAUCGCAACAUAAAAAUACAGUGUGUAUCGAGGUAGUCUUUUCAUUUUAUUACAUAAUUACAAGCAUAUCAUGCUACAUAAUUAUUGGUAUUAGGACGUUACUCUUUAUAAAUUUCGAUAGAACUCGAAAAGUAAAAAACUAGAAUUUGUAUUAGUCAAAAUAUGACAACGGUUAAUUGUUCAUUCUGAUUGGAGGAUGAGCAGAAAUCAAAUCCACAUAUAUGAGCCGCUCAGUACAUCGAUUAACGCUUGACAAUUGAAAAAUCUCAAAUGUCGAAGCACUUGAUAUAGACAUAACUUUUUAUAUUUAUAAUAACUUUUCUAAAUAAAAAAGAUUAGCACCACUAAAGGGCAAAUUAUUUUGGCUAUUGAAUAAUAAGUAAUUUAUUUUUUGCCAUUUUGAUUUACUCCACACUCUAAUGUAAAUUGUUUCAGUAACGCUGUAUCUGCUCUGGCCGUACAUCAACGCUUUUUUUAAACAGCCAAAGAUGCUUUCUCCCUUUCAAUAAUAUACUCAAUAAAAUCGCAUCAGUAAACAGAUAAAAAGAAGCGCAAUGCAAACGUUAAUUAAUAUAGCAGUGAUCUCGCGCCCUGAAUAUACUACACAAAUAUUAUAUGGACUACAUAUUUUCUUGGUCUUUUCAACAAUUCUCCCAGAAUAUUUUUUAAGAAAUAAAUAUUAUACUGUUAUAAUCAAGAUGAGUGAAACUAAUAACGAUGUGGGUGAGGCAAACAGUGAAAAUUCUUCAAUACGUUUUAUCAACACACAGUCUGGUUCAAGAAGACGUUUAUCAUUUUCCUCGGAUUCAUCUGAUUGCAACAGUACAAACACAUUGAUUGGAAGGGGAAGAAGUCAUUAUCCUGAUAAAUGGAUACGAAAUUUACAAAGGCAUAACAGAUAAAAAAUUUUGGCACAUAGGAAUAUUAGAGGGAGGAAAUUUAAUACCCGCAAAAACAUUUGUAGAUAUACAAUGCAGAUGCCGUCAAAAGUGUAACCAAAAAAUUAUUUCGGAUGAGAGAGAAGCUUUCAUGAAGGCAUUUUAUAGUUUUCAUAGUCAACCAGACUAAAAUAUUUUCUUAAGAGGUUGUAUCAAAUUUAAUGAAAUAAAAAGAAAGCGCUCCACGAAUGAAACUAAAGAACGAAGAUCACAUUCGUUUAUAUAUUACUUUUGAACAGAAAUAAUUGAUAUUCCUGUUUGUAAAAAUAUUUUAGAGACACUUAUCAUGGAAGUGAUGGGCGGAUUGUUGAUCUAAAGAACAAGUUACAUAUUUGGUUGAUCAUCGCAAAGGCCGCGUUGCAAGCUAUAAAAUAGAUAAUACAAAUGUAAUAAACAUAUGAAGUCACUUCCAACCUACAAUGGUCACUACACUAGAUCUCAUAAUCCAAGAAAAUGUAUGCACUGUACGACACACAAUGUUAAAUAAAAAUGUAGCACCUGUCAAAAUUGUAAUGCUUUUCAAUGAAAAUUCAAUCUUCAGGCGAUGAGGGAAUUAAGAUGACAAAAAUUGAAAAGGAAACUCUCUUAGAAGAGGCUGAAUGGACUCGCAUUCAAAUGGCAGCCGAUCGAAUGGCAACAUCAGAAAAAAAUUGCGUAUUUUCUUUUGGACUUGGACAAAUCUUUAGCUGUUAUCAAGUUUACCACAUCCGUAGCUUAUUAUAAGCGAAGGGAAAAAUAGAGAGUUAUGAUUAACCUGCUAAAUUUCAUUCCUCAUAUUAAACAUGAUUACUAUAAAAACUUGACAACAAAUCGAAAUGACGGAUACAGCUGAUGAAGACAUUAUUUAUAAUAUUCCUGAAUGAUCCCAAAGAAUAAUGCCGCUAAUAUAAAGCUGCUAUGAAUUAAUCACAAAAAAUAUAUUAUAACAUAACUGCCAACAUUCUUUUUUGUGAAUAAACUAAUAAAAAUAUAUAAUAAUUAACUCUUUCUUUAAUAAAAAAUUUAAAAGUGUAAAGAAUAAAUUUAAUUUUAUAACUUUUUUCAGAUGCCAUAUUGAUUAACUCCACCAGUCACAUAAAAACUGUAACAUUAUUGACGAUUAUUUGUUGGAUAUUCUUUAUUAUUAAUUUUACAAACCAUUAGAUGAAAUCUAUAUCUGUAUUUAUGCAUUCUACAUUAUAUAUUUGAAAUUAUAUUAUAAAAGGAAUUUUAAAAAACAAUAUACAUUAUUUCAUCGCUUUUCUCAACUUUUUGUUUUAUGGAGUUAAUCGAUGUUUACACUGAGCGGCUCAAAUAUAAGUAAGCUAUUUUUGUAGUUUCAUCCGAAUAAAAUAGUAGCUAGAUCUAAAACUCUAGUAAAAUGUAUUUGCAUGACAAUUUGUUAAUAAUGUAAAAAAUGUCGUUUUUGAAUCAUUCCACAUUUUUAUAGUCUCGACAGUUUAUUCAAAAUGUGAAUAAGUAAUGCCUGUAUCAUUGAUUUUGUAUAAGCACAAUAAAAACUUGAAAUUUGAA
Molecule: messenger RNA, 5024 nt
Organism: Diorhabda sublineata
Lineage: Eukaryota; Metazoa; Arthropoda; Insecta; Coleoptera; Chrysomelidae
Product: zinc finger protein 888-like
Exons: 8
Coding region: 228-1757 (509 amino acids)
Cellular component (GO): nucleus
Molecular function (GO): zinc ion binding
Source: RefSeq, a predicted model, not a curated record